UUUGCACUCCCGGCCAGUGGGAGGGUCCUGUGGCAGAAUGCCUCGCUCUGAUUGGUCCGCGAGUGGUCGAGCCCACAGCACCAGAGUGUAUUUAUGCACUGAAGAUGCAGUAAGUUAGGAGCAGUGAUUUCCAGCACAGCUUGUCACCCUGCCAUCCAUCUGACAACUGCGAGAUGAAGACCCAGCAGCAGCAGCUCCACGUGGCCACUCCUCUGAGACAGAGCCUGGCCCUGACCAAAGUAGCCGGGACGUCCGUUUACCUCAAACUGGAUUCAUCUCAGCCCACAGGAUCCUUUAAGAUCCGGGGCAUCGGACACCUCUGCAAAACGUGGGCAGAGCGAGGAUGUGAACGCUUUGUCUGCUGUUCAGGAGGAAACGCUGGCAUGGCAGCAGCUUAUUCUGCCCGUCAGCUCGGGGUCCCUGCAACUAUCGUCGUUCCAAGUGUUACACCGAGCCCGACGGUGGAGAGGCUGAAGGACGAGGGCGCCACUGUCAUCAUCCACGGCAAGGCUCUGAAUGAAAGCAUUGAAUACGGACAGCAGCUCGUAGCAAACAACCCCGGCUGGAUAUUCAUCUCUCCGUUCGACGAUCCGCUCAUCUGGGAGGGCCACACGUCUCUGGUGGCGGAGCUGGAGAAGGAGCUGACGGAGAAGCCCGGAGCCGUGGUGCUGUCGGUGGGGGGGGGAGGGCUGCUGAACGGGGUGGUGGAGGGGCUGCGAAGAGCCCACUGGGCUGACGUGCCCGUCAUCGCCAUGGAAACCCUGGGAGCACACAGCCUCCACGCAGCCAUGAAGGCCGGCGAGCUGGUCACGUUACAAAUCACCAGUGUGGCGACCACGCUGGGCCUGACCAGGGUGUCUGCACAGACGUUUAAACUGGUGGGCGAGCACGCAGUUUUCUCUGAAGUCGUCACAGACCAGCAGGCUGUUCAAGCCGUUGAAUGCUUCGUAGACGACGAAAAGGUUUUGGUGGAGCCGGCGUGCGGCGCCGCUCUGGCCGCCGUGUACAGCGGCGUCGUCCGACGGCUGCAGGCGGAGGGCAAGCUGGCGCCGCGUCUGGGCCCCGUGGUCGUCGUGGUGUGCGGAGGAAACAACAUCAGCUUGGAGCAGCUGAGCAGGCUGAAGAAACAGCUGGGGAUGAUCUAGCCUAACCACUUCUGUAACUCCUGACACUUUCUUUACAUUUCUGUUCCUUGGUCAUCUUAUAAACGCAACUAUUCAUUCCAGACUGUGAGACGCUCCUGAGCUCGGAGACUGACAGAUUUUCCCGCUUUUUAUUAUGCGUUUAUUAUUAUUUAUUAUUGACGCUUUUGAUGCUUUUUUUUUUUGUGACAGUUUAAAGGUGCAAUAUGUAAUACUGACAGCUAGUGUUUAAAAUAGUUACUGCAGUACAAAUUCUAAAUACUGGAGAGUGCUCCUUUUCACUUUCACUUAUCUGUACAACACUUUGUUUAUGCGAAUGUCACUAACUUGGAAAAAACAAUAAAGAGAUUGGGAAUAUAUAUAUAUAUAUAUAUAUAUAU
Messenger RNA from Perca fluviatilis (European perch), 1522 nucleotides. Its product is annotated as L-serine dehydratase/L-threonine deaminase-like. Gene Ontology annotation, molecular function: threonine deaminase activity; L-serine ammonia-lyase activity; pyridoxal phosphate binding. The record is from RefSeq and is a predicted model, not a curated record. Gene Ontology annotation, biological process: L-serine catabolic process; L-threonine catabolic process. NCBI's taxonomy places the organism in Eukaryota, Metazoa, Chordata, Actinopteri, Perciformes, Percidae.